AUGAACCAAAAAACAACUUCAGCCACGGCUGUUGAACGCAGGCCUGGCAGAACUUCCAAAGCAAAUAUGACAUCAAUGGUCUCAUUAUCUAACGAGACAACUGAAAAAAAUGGCAUUGGAAUAAUAGUCAAUGCUAAUAUCGAAGACGAGGUUAUUAAACGUGGUCGUGGAAGGCCAAAAAAAGUUCAGGAUCUCAAUAUCAAACAUGGUCGUGGAAGGCCCAAAAAAGUUCAAUUUCUAAAUGGUAAUGGUGUUGAAAUUAAUCUUGGUACUGGUGAAUCUAAUGCAAACAACAAUAAUAGCGAUACUAAUGAUAAUUUACAAUCAUCUGUUAGACGUGGUCGUGGUAGACCAAAAAAAGAGGGUUUAAAUGAUAAGGUUGCUGAAAUCAAUCUAAACAAUAAUAACAGCAAUGUUAAUGUUUAUUUGCAAUCACCAGUUGAACAUGGCCGUGAAAGACCCAAAAAAGUUCAGUUUCUAAAUGGUAAUGGUGUUGAAAUCAACCCUAAUAUUGAUGAACCUGCUGCAAAAAACAAUAACAGUGAUACUAUUGAUAGUUUACAAUCAUUAGUUAAACGUGGUCGCGGGAGACCCAAAAAACAUCAGGAUCUAAAUGGUAAAAGUAUUGAAAUCAAUCACUGUAUUGAUGAAUCUAAUGCAAACAAUAAUAACAGUAAUGAUAAUGUUAAUUUGCUAUCAUCAGUUAAACGUGGUCGUGGAAGACCAAAAAAAGAGAUUUUGAAUGGUAAAGAUGCUGAAAUCAAUCACAGUAUUGGUGAACCUGGUACGAACAAUAAUAACAGUGAUGAUAAUGUUUAUUUGCUAUCAUCAGCUAAACGCAGUCGUGGAAGACCAAAGAAAGAGAUUUUAAAUGGUAAAGAUGCUGAAAUCAAUCACAGUAUUGGUGAACCUGGUGCGAACAAUAAUAACAGUAACGUUAAUGUUUAUUUGCAAUCAUCAGUUAAACGUGGCCGUGGAAGACCCAAAAAAGUUCAGUUCCUAAAUGGUAAUGGCGUUGAAACUAAUUCUGUUAAACGUGGUCGUGGAAGGCCAAAAAAAGAGGGUUUAAAUGGUAAAGAUGAUAAAAUCAAUCCCAGUAUUGUUGAACCUAGUGCAAACAAUCAUAGCAGUAACGUUAAUGUUUAUUUGCAAUCAUCAGUUAAACGUGGCCGUGGAAGACCCAAAAAAGUUCAGUUCCUAAACGGUAAUGGCGUUGAAACUAAUUCUGUUAAACGUGGUCGUGGAAGACCAAAAAAAGAGGUUUUAAAUGGUAAAGAUGCUGAAAUCAAUCACAGCGUUGGUGAACCCGGUGCAAACAAUAAUAGCAGUCAUGUUAAUUUUUAUUUGCAAUUACCAGUUAAACAUGGUCGUGGAAGACCCAAAAAGGUUCAAUUUCUAAAUGGUAAUGGUGUUGAAAUUAAUUCUGGUGCUGAUGAACCUGAUGCCAACAACAAUAAUAGUGAUACUAUUGAUAGUUUACAAUCAUUAGUCAAACGUGGUCGCGGAAGACCCAAAAAACAUCAGGAUCUAAAUGGUAAAAGUAUUGAAAUCAAUCCCGGUACUGAUGGAUCUGGCGAAAACAAUAUUAACAGUGAUACUAAUACUCAUUUGUUAUCAUCAGUUAAACGUCGCGGAAGACCAAAAAAAGAGAUUUUAAAUGGUAAAGAUGCUGAAAUCAAUCCCAGUAUUGGUGAACCUGGUGCAAACAACGAUAAUAAUGAUGAUAAUGCUUAUUUACAAUCAUCAGUUAAGCGUAGUCGUGGAAGACCCAAAAAAGUACAGUUUCUAAAUGGUAAUGGUAUUGAAACCAAUCCUGGUGUUGACGGAUCUGGCGUAAACAACAACAAUAGUGAUACUAAUGGUAGUUUACAGUCAUUAGUUAAACGUGGUCGUGGAAGACCCAAAAAACACCAGGAUCUAAAUAGUAAAAAUAAAAAUAAUACUGUCCCUACAGGAAAUGGAGGCGAAAAGCAAAAAAAAGCUAAAGUACAUAGAAGUAAUAGACAAAUAAAGAAUAAAAGUGCAGAUAAUAAUCAAUCACAUCAAUCUAACAUUCCUAAUAAAAAACCUGGGCGUGGUAGACCAAGACAUCAAGAUAAACUUGAAAAUAAUCAUGAAGAAGAAUCCAAAAAAUAUAAUAUCAUUAAACGUGGCCGAGGUAGGCCAAGUAAAAAUAAUGUCAUAUCACACACAUCACAAGAUCAUAAUAAAUUAAUUACAGCUUUGGAGAAUAUAAAUAAAAAUCUAAAAAUUGAUUUUUCAGGUCAAGUUGAAGUUCCAGUAAAACGUGGUCGUGGUAGACCAAAGAGAAUUGGUGAAGAAAUCAAUAACCCUGCUGCUCAAAGUUCCAAGAAACGUAAAUUGAAUAACACAGAUGAAAUUCGUUUAUACAAAAAAAAUUUAAUUAGUGGUGGGAAAAUUGAAGUUUUAUAA
Molecule: messenger RNA, 2433 nt
Organism: Entrophospora candida
Lineage: Eukaryota; Fungi; Glomeromycota; Glomeromycetes; Entrophosporales; Entrophosporaceae
Source: the annotation of a GenBank genome assembly